Molecule: messenger RNA, 2448 nt
Organism: Thermochaetoides thermophila DSM 1495
Lineage: Eukaryota; Fungi; Ascomycota; Sordariomycetes; Sordariales; Chaetomiaceae
Exons: 1
Coding region: 1-2448 (815 amino acids)
Source: RefSeq, a predicted model, not a curated record
AUGGCCAACGUCGAGGGCGUCUUCAACCCCUCAACCAAUGGGCUAUCCAAGCCGACGACGAACAGAGAAAAGGGCUCCUCCUGCUGGCCAGAGGGGCCCUCCUCGGCCAGCGAAGUAGGAUACCAGGCGGACUUCUACGACCAAUACCUCGAUUUUGACGACUGCUCCGACGUGGAGUCUCUGUUGGGCGCAGCAGGCGAAAGGCUGGAAAGGUCAGGAGGAGGAGAGGGAAGAGGAGGUGGCGCUCUCGGGCUCUUCGGUGUCUCGCCCGCCGUCUCCUCCUCGCCACAGUUGUCACAUUCGCAGGCCAAUGGAUUGACAUUGACUGGGACGGCUGCGCUAGCUGCAUCGUCUGCGCCUGCGAGCCAGGGAGAGUCUGUUCAUGGCAACAGUUCGGCGAGUUCAUCUUCUCAACUCAGAAAGCAACACCCUUCCACCCUCCAUCGCGCAACAUCAGACACAACGGAUUACCCUCACAUGCCUGCUGGCAUCGCCGCUACCGCUGCUACUGCCGCCCCGAAGAUAGCUGUCGACGAUGUGCCCUGCCCCAGCGGCGUCUUUGACACACCCACCGGCACGGGGUCCAUCUCCGACUCAGAGCUGCUCAACCUGGAGGGCCUGACCAUGCGCUCGCCGCGGCUGAACAUCACUCACCACCAGCUGCCUGUGUCGGCGUCUGAGCCGGCUUCCCCUCUUUUAUCGUCGACCGCUAGUCCUCUGAAAACCCGCUUUGGCGCUCUGCAUAUCAAGAUUAAGGAGAAGGCUGCUGCGACGCUGCAGACAAAGAGCAAGCAGAGUGAAUCAGAGCAGGUCGCUGUCUCCGUCUCUGUUUCUCAGGCGACGCUCACUAACCCGACUCUAUCUAUGGCUCAAAUAGAGGGUGUCAAACCCCGGCUGAGGACAGAAAGCCUUGAUUUCUCGAACCAACGACUCCAAUCGGCUUCCCUGAUCGGCAUAGAGACAACUCAACAACCACCUUCGAACCUGCCACCCGUCAUCAGCCCCAGCUCGGAGGAGGCAAUCCUCAACUCCCUCCUCGACAACGACCCCUUCCUCCAGAACCCUCCGCUUCCCGACGUCUCUAUGUCCUCUGUCCACCUGACCAACGGCUCAAUGACCCAAACUCCGAUGCAGACACCCUUGCCGGAUCCCAUACAGUCCUGGGACCUGCCUCUUACCCUGCCAGAUGACAAGGCUCUCUGGACAACGGCAGCAGAAGCGGGGUCUAUGCCAUACUUCGAUAACCUCCCCAUUGCGGCCGACCCUACGACUACGGUAGGGACGGCAGCCUGGUGCGAUCCAACAACUUCGUUUCCGGACUUGGACGUCGCGAUGGACACCGAUUCUUUGCCUAUUACUACCUCUUCACUCGCGUGCCAGACUUCAACCAACGCUCAAGAUACAGCGCUCAGUGUUUCUCUGUUCCUCAGCCAACCACAGCAACCCCAAACAACAUUUGACUACCCCUCUCCCCCUAUUACGACGGAUGAGACCAUCCCAACCUUCUCCACUACAAAUUCAAUGCUCCACAUGCCUCAACCCCAUUCCAUUCUCCCUGCAGCAGCAUUACGAGCAGGUGCGGCUCACAACUGGCUAAGUCAUCGUCCCAAACCAAAGGCUCCAUCUUCUGGAGCGAGACACCACCAUCAUUUCUACAAUCCGCUGAGCAUGUCCCUAAGAAAAACGAGGAGUGUGCCUGCGCCGUCAGGGUCGGGGUCACAUUCUCCGAAGGGACAUUUUCGUACUUUGUCCAAGACGGGGGCGUUCUUCAUGCCGGGGGGGAGCGCGGUGCAUAGGAGGAGUUCCUCCCUCCAAGGCCUAACUCUCGGCGGCAGCAGACAGGGGUUGUCAAGUUCUCUACCUGCAGUGGGCGAGAGUCCUCUAUUAACUGGUGCCGGGCCCGGGGCGAUUACGAAAAGGAAGAGUUGGACGGGCCGAAGGGCGGGUAGCUCGGCUUCACUACACUGCCAAUACCACGCCCAUGCGCUAGCAGCAGCCAUCGACGCAGUCCUGUCUCCCCUUCCAUCCAGCGCCCUGCCCCUUUCAACCCCAAUAACCGGCUCCAGCUCCAGCCCCAGCAAGCGUCGUCUAACCUCCCACCUCUCCUCCCCAAACAACCCUCCAACUUCUUCAACCAGCGGCGGGAAAAAACCAGCCCCUACCCCAACAGACGGAUUUGUGAACUACACGCCGCAAGACCGGAACCUUCUCAUGACGGGUGUCGCACCGUCGGGUAGCUCCAAAACUAAGGCACGUAGGGAAAGAGAGGCAGCGGAGCGGCAACGCGAGUUCCGCGAUAAGCUGACCAAGAUGGUUCAGGCGGCGGGAGGCGAUGUGUCGAAGUUGGGGUUAGAGAAGUUGGGCAUUGAGUUGGGGCUGGGGCCUAUUGAAGUUGGGGAGGGGAAGGAAAGAAGGAGGGAGAGAGUGGAAGGAGAAGGACAAAGUUGA